AUGGCGGGCCGCCGCUCCCGCUCCCGCUCCCCCUCGCUCUCCUCCUCCCCGUCCUCCCGCUCCCUCUCCUCCUUCUCCUCGGUCUCCUCCCCGUCCCGCAGCCGCUCCCCUCCCGACCGCGGCCGCCGCAGCUCGUCCGCCGCGCGGAGGGGCCGCUCGCCGCCGCCGACGCGGGAGGGGGCCAAGGGAGGCCGCCCGUCUUCGCCUUCGCCUCCGCCGCCGGCCAAGAAACCCUCGCCCUCUCCCCCGCCCGCGAGGAAGCCCUCCCCUCCGGCACCCGACGAGUCGUCGCUCGUCCUCCUCGUCAGCCGCCUCUCCCGCAACGUCACCGAGGGCCAUCUCAGGGAGAUCUUCGAGAACUAUGGUGAAGUCGUCAACGUGGAGCUGUCCAUGGACAAGGCGGUCAAUCUUCCUCGUGGGUAUGGGUACGUUGAGUUCAAGAUGAGAGCUGAUGCCGAGAAGGCGCUUCUUUACAUGGACGGUGCUCAAAUUGAUGGGAAUGUUGUUAAAGUGAAGUUCGCGCCUGCACCGGGCCAAACAGCUGCUGCUGCUUCUUUGCCCAAGGCUCUUCCCAAUCCUCCAAAAAGAGAUCUUCCUGAGACUGACACAGUUGUUCCUUCCCUUGUUCCUAAUGCUGAAAAGGCCACCCAGCAGCGACCCAAAGAAUCAUCUACUCAAAGAAAACCACUUUCAUCUCCCCAAAGGCGACCUGCUCCAGGCGGAAGGGUUGACUCACCUAGGCGGCGCCCUGAUUCACCACCAAUUCACCCUUGGAAAGAUCCUCCCCCAUUCAGGCGUGGUAGAACACCUCCUAGCCUGAGACCAGGAUAUCCAGUUCGAAGACGGUCUCCCUCUCCACCCCCUCGAAGGUUCAGAUCACCAAGGCGCUUUUCACCCAGAAGAGGUUAUGUUAGUCCAGUCCGAAGACGCUCUCCAUUCGCUCCUAGAAGGAUGACACCUCCAAUGCGGAUGAGAAGUCCUCCAAGAAGGCUGCCACCUCCUUAUCGUCGUAGCAGAUCUCCACUUCGUCGACCAAUUCGCUCCCUUUCCAGAUCAAUUUCUCCCGUCAGGGGUCGAGCAGCUCCUGUGAGGCGUGCGCGGUCAUCCUCGUCAUUUUCUGAAUCACCAACGCCGCCAAGAAGGGGAGCCGUAAGGGUACCGAGAAGUCGCAGCCCUCAAAGGCCCUUUAGAGGGAGACGGAGAAGUGCCUCUAGCUUCAGCAAUAGUAGUGGUUCGUCCUCCCCUAUCCGCCGUUAG
Triticum turgidum subsp. durum (durum wheat) is the source of this 1257-nucleotide messenger RNA. The record is from the annotation of a GenBank genome assembly. Lineage: Eukaryota; Viridiplantae; Streptophyta; Magnoliopsida; Poales; Poaceae.